Xenopus tropicalis (tropical clawed frog) is the source of this 1692-nucleotide messenger RNA. RefSeq names its product cholesin (gene chlsn). NCBI's taxonomy places the organism in Eukaryota, Metazoa, Chordata, Amphibia, Anura, Pipidae. The record is from RefSeq and is a predicted model, not a curated record. The coding region runs from base 204 to 806 and encodes 200 amino acids. The transcript is spliced from 6 exons.
UCUAUGCUAUUUGUUGUGCUGCUUGUCUUCUACGCUAUUUGGCAUCUGCUUUGGAAUACUGGGAACAUUAGCUGAGGGGCUGCGGGGGGAGAAUCAGUUUUACCAAAAGGCGACAUAUGUAGUUUUAUAGGUGGACUGGUUGAUGGCAGUAGACCUGGAAGUGGAAGAGCAAUGUAGGCUGUUGAUCUACGAGGUGUUUAGGAAUGGCAAAAGACAAAGAGGCAAAGAAGAAAAGCGCAGGUAAAAAUGAAAGGAGGGUGAAGCAGACAGAGACCAAAUCAGAAGCUGCUCCAGUCAAAAAGCGGAAAUUGGAUUCUGAGGUUCCCAGAGGAUCUGACUCAGCGGUAUCUCAGGAAGAAGCCAAUGACAAUCUGGAAUUAGCAGGUCUCACCCCAGAAGAGUGCCGAGUGCUGGAAAGAAAACUAAAGAAAGAACUUAAGAAAGAAGAAAAGAGGUUGAAAAGAGAGAGUGCUGAGCAGGAGAAGGAAGAGGGACCUCAGAAACCCUCGGGCUGUGAGCUGGCACUGCAGUACCUAAAAAGUUGGUCGAAAAAACAUGAAGAAUGGAAGUUUCAAAAAACCAGGCAAACAUGGCUUCUUCUGCACAUGUAUGAUCCAGAGAAGGUGCCUGACAAAUAUUUCAAGAUUCUCUUGAACUACAUAGCAGGGCUGCAAGGCAGGGCACGGGACACCACUGUGGAAAAAGCCGAGGCCCUAAUGAAGCAGUAUGACAGCUCCGAGACACAAGAGGAAGAUCAUGUUCCCAAGUUGGCCAGGAUCAGAGACGUCCUGCAGAUCUUGUCAUAGAAUUCCAUACAGUACAUUACCCGGCAGGAACUCGCUGUGGGCCUGGAUAGUGCAUACGGUUUGUGUCGAACUGUGGCUCAGGAUUGAAUUUAAAGCAAACCUAUGUUAUGCUUCCCCCCAACAAAGUGGCCAAUAAAGAUUUGGACAAUGCAGAUUUAGCAGAAUUCAAAAAUUAUUUUAGAUUUUCUACCCCUCCCCCCCCCCCCCCUUUUUUUUUUUUUUAACUCUUGGGCAUUUAUCAUUUUGAAUUUUAUAUGAAUACAUUGUUAUUGCAUUGUGUUAGAGUCCCGUAAACCGGGACUGAAAAUAUCCCAGACUGGGAUACAAAAUAGGCCCUGGCAUUGCAAGUACACAGAGGCCCAAACAGCCCCCCGGCAGCCCAAUAAAUAGUUACUGUCUAUGGCACUUUACAGCAGCCCCUCUGGCAUUUGCCAGAACCCACAGAUUGCCAGUCCGGAUCUGUCCUACAGAGAAUUGUGGGCAGUCAGGUUGCUGGGUGCCCCCAUAGGGAACGGAGCAUCACAGUGUUCAUAUCUAAAUGGCAAAUGCAAAAUGCCAAUGGGGACAGCCUGUUCCCUACACAGUGCCCUGUGCCUUCCUCCUGUUUAGCCCUGAGCCAUUUCCAUAUGAGCAGUGCCUUCUGGGAAGUGAGGUUGCUCCUACCAUUUCCUGUUCUGGCAGCUGAACUGCAAGAGGCUUCAUGCUCUUAGAACACUCAUCGUCCUUACUGACAUUUUAUCAUUGCCAUUAUUUAUCAUUCAUGUGUUUUCUCUUCUGGGAAUGGGACAUUCCCCUCUCUCUGUACAGUGCUAUGAAUGGAACAAAGUUUUUGUUCUUUUUUUGCAUUCUAAUAUUUUUACCAAUAAAUACAUUUUGAAGACUUUCA